This is a messenger RNA of Pteropus alecto (black flying fox), 2965 nucleotides long. RefSeq names its product coiled-coil serine rich protein 1 (gene CCSER1). Bases 272 to 2965 code for a protein of 897 amino acids. The transcript has 11 exons. The record is from RefSeq and is a predicted model, not a curated record. Lineage: Eukaryota; Metazoa; Chordata; Mammalia; Chiroptera; Pteropodidae.
GGGAAGCGGUGGCUCAGGCACAGCAGCUCUGCUGGCGCAGGCAGGAGGUGCAGGAGGAUUAUUAAAUAACGCAGCUCGACUCCGCAACUGGGAGUGGAGAGAAGGAGCUCAACAGCCGAGAAGGGGAGGGAGGGCAGAGGAGGGGUCCAGGAAAGACACCCCCGUGCCCCGAAGACGCAAACCCCUGAUUGCCCAAGAGGAGCCUUAACAAGCAGCGCGGAGCCUUCAAGGCUGCUAAGUUGGCUAUCACAGUGCAUGCCUUGGAGUCCCAAUGGGGGACUCCGGAUCAAGACGAUCUACCCUGGUUUCCCGGUUGCCAAUAUUCAGAAGAAGUAUUAGCAGAAGACAUGAUUCCCUUCCUUCUUCACCCUCCUCCAGUAAUACAGUUGGUGUCCACAGCUCCUCUCCUUCCAGCACCAACUCAAGCUCAGGUAGCACAGGUAAACGCAGGAGCAUAUUCCGUACUCCUUCCAUUAGUUUUCACCAUAAGAAGGGGAGUGAACCUAAGCAAGAAUCUACCAACCAGAACCUUAGUAUUUCAAAUGGUGCUCAGGCUGGUCACAGCAGUAUGCAAAAACUGAGUUUGGAAGAACAUAUUAAAACCAGGGGAAGACAUUCUGUUGGUUUUAGUAGUUCACGGAAUAAGAAGAUAACAAGAUCUUUGACAGAGGAUUUUGAAAGAGAAAAGGAGCACUCAACGAAUAAGAAUGUCUUUAUAAAUUGCCUAAGUUCUGGCAAAAGUGAGGGAGAUGAUUCUGGAUUCACAGAACAAACUCGCCGUUCUGUUAAGCAGUCAACAAAGAAGCUGCUUACUAAAUCUUUUUCAUCUCACUAUAAAUUUUCUAAACCAGUUCCACAGAGCCAGUCCAUUUCAUUGGUACAACAGUCUGAAUUCUCACUAGAAAUUACACAGUACCAAGAGAGAGAACCUAUAUUAGUAAGAGCUUCUCCAUCUUGUUCUGUGGAUGUAACAGAACGGGCAGGAAGCUCUUUACAGUCUCCAUUGCUUUCUGCUGAUCUCACCACAGCUCAGACACCUUCAGAGUUCUUAGCCUUGACUGAAGAUUCUGUGUCUGAAGUAGAUGCAUUUUCUAAAAGUGGAAGCAUGGUAUCCCACUGUGACAACCUUGGCCACAAUGAUUCUACCUCUCAGAUCUCUCCCAAUCCUGCUGCUGUUACAAAGACAAUAGACCUUAUGAAUACUAUUCCCUGUGCAGUUAUGUCUCCUGGAAAAUAUAGGUUAGAAAGUCGGUGUAGCACUGAAUCUAAUUCCUUACCAGAAACCUCUGCUGCUAAUCAGAAGGAAGUGUUAUUGCAAAUCACUAAUCUGCCUGUCAUGAAUGGGAGUGACUCAAAGACUCACCUAUCAGCAGAUACUCAAGUAGAAGAGCAAAUGAUAUUACAAAAUGGUGAAAUGAUGCUGGCAAGUAGCUCUCCAAGGAAACUUGGAUUUUAUGAACAACAUAAAUCAAUAGCUGAACGUGUUAAAGGGAUCCAUCCUAUUUCAGAUUCAAGGAUAAUACCUUCUGGCGAUCGUCACGUUUUUAACAAAACAUCAUAUGGAUGUGAUGCAAAUCCUGCCAAAGUUCUUGCCAGUAGCCUCAGUCCAUAUCGUGAAGGAAGAUUUAUAGAGAGGCGACUACGAUCCUCAUCAGAAGGAACUGCAGGGAGUAGCAGAAUGAUUUUGAAACCAAAAGAUGGAAAUAUAGAAGAAGUUAAUAGUCUAAGAAAGCAACGAACAGGUUCGUCAUCUUCAAAAAUGAACAGCAUGGAUGUUUUGAAUAAUUUGGGAUCUUGUGAACUGGAUGAAGAUGAUCUAAUGCUUGAUCUAGAAUUGUUAGAAGAACAGAAUCUUCAUCCUUCUGUUUGCCGGGAGGAUUCAUACCACUCUGUAGUCUCCUGUGCUGCUGUGGUUCUCACUCCUUUGGAACCAACAAUAGAAAUGAAGAAAAGGGAAGAACUAAAAUUUCCUGAACCUUCCAAACAGAACCUUUCCCUGAAAUUAACAAAAGACAUUGAUCAGGAAGCCAGGUGUUCCCAUAUAAACAGAAUUCCCAGCAGUCCAUCUGCAGAUUGGCCUCUGCAAGGUUUGGAAGAAAAUGGAGGCAUAGAUUCUCUACCAUUCAGACUGAUGUUGCAGGACUGCACGGCUGUUAAGACGUUAUUGUUAAAGAUGAAGAGAGUUCUGCAAGAGAGUGCAGAUAUGAGCCCAGCAAGCAGCACCACUUCACUUCCUGUUAGUCCUCUUACCGAAGAGCCAUUGCCUUUCAAGGAUAUAAUGAAAGAUGAAUGCUCAAUGCUGAAGCUGCAGCUGAAAGAGAGAGACGAACUCAUUUCCCAACUUCAGGAAGAGCUGGAAAAAGUCCAGCAUUUACAGAAGGCUUUUGCUUCAAGAGUAGAUAAAUCCACACAGACUGAACUUCCAGGAUGUGAUGGUUUGAACCUGAGAAGAUUGGAGACAGUACAAGGAGGGAGAGAGGCUACAUAUCGAAAUCGAAUUGUGAGCCAAAGUCUCAGCACAAGGGACAGAAAAGCAAUGCAUACUCCCACCGAGGACCGUUUUAGAUACUCAUUGGCUGACCAGACAAGCCCCUACAAAAGCAAGACCUGUCAACUGUCAAAUCUAUGUUUAAGUAAUUUCUUGAAGGACAAGGAACUAGCAGAAGUUAUUAAACAUUCAAGAGGAACUUAUGAAACCCUCACUUCAGAGGUCACCCAGAACCUGCGGGCCACUGUUGGGCAGAACUCUCUAAAGCCAACGGCUAAGACCGAAGGGCUCCCCACGUUCUCAGAGAAACCAAAGGACCAGGCUGCUGUGGCCAGACAGCAUUCAACCUUCACAGGCAGAUUCGGACAGCCACCAAGAGGGCCAAUCUCUUUACACAUGUACAGCAGAAAGAAUGUUUUUCUCCAUCAUAAUUUACACACCACUGAGCUGCAGACUCUCGGCCAGCAGGAUGGAUAA